Messenger RNA from Carcharodon carcharias (great white shark), 1228 nucleotides. RefSeq names its product regulator of G-protein signaling 21-like. The record is from RefSeq and is a predicted model, not a curated record. Bases 91 to 789 code for a protein of 232 amino acids. Lineage: Eukaryota; Metazoa; Chordata; Chondrichthyes; Lamniformes; Lamnidae. The transcript is spliced from 5 exons.
GCUUGAAGCAGCGGUGACUGAAUAUUCACAACCUGUGCACUGGAGAAGUGAUUUGGCUUUAGUUGUUUCAUAUAGGAUAUUUGGGAAACCAUGCAGACUGUACUGUUCCUGUUCCCACAGCUUAACCUAUCAGCUCCUAAAGAAGAGCCUUAUAGGAUCAUCAAGCAGGAAAAUCAAGAGGAGAAAAGCGAGAAUAAGAACAGACUUAAGGAGAAACGGAAUCGGUUAAGCCUCCUCCUGCAGAAGGCAGAAUCACGUGAAAUCUUCAUACCGUUCCCCAGUAAACCUGAAAAAACAAAUGCACCUCUUGAUGAGCCAUCAAAAUGGGGUGAAUCUCUAGACCAGCUCCUAGCGCAUAAGUCUGGCUUAGGUCUCUUUCGAGCUUUCUUAGAAUCGGAGUACAGUGAGGAGAACAUCGAAUUCUGGAUGGCCUGUGAAGACUACAAGAAAACCAAGUCACCUGCAAAACUGGCCUCCAAAGCAAAGAAAAUUUAUUCGGAUUUCAUAGAAACUGAUGCCCCAAAAGAGGUGAACAUUGAUUUUCAUACCAAAGAGGUGACUAAGAAGAACAUUCUUCAAUCCACCUUGUCUUGUUUUGACCUGGCACAGAGGAAAGUGCACACCCUAAUGGAGAAGGACUCUUACCCCAGAUUCCUCAAAUCACAGCUCUACAAAGGUUUGUUAAAGCAGACACAGGUUGAGAAUAAUGGAUACAGACGACGAUCCCAGUCCUUCACAGCAACAACAGGUCUCCUUCAAACACAGGCAGAGUUCACUGCCUGGCUUUAAAAGGACAGAAAAGUGAUUUAUAUUUAAAAGACGCUAUUUGUGAUGUGUUGGAAUCAAGCUUCUUCCAGCAGCCUCCCCUGGGCUCCAUACCAACACCUCCUCCCCAGUGCCCCCCCAAUCAAAAUUUACCUGGGAAUGCUCAUCACUUACGGGACCUGAAGUUUUUAUAUUGGAUCAUUAAAGAACAUUUCAGUGAAUCAUGCAUCUAUUUAAAAAAAAAUGUACUGUUAAUUUAAGUUUGAGAUACUAAUAUGUAAAUCAACUGUAAAUCUUAACCUUAAAACCUAUGUGUAUAAAUUAUUUUUUUUUGUGAUAAAGUAUUUAAUAUGUUGUACUAUCCUAUCCAUGGAUCCUGUGUGUGUCCAUUAUCUAGUACAGUGUCGAUGAAAGAGUCAAUAGACUGAUGUUGUUAACUUUCAUUAAAUGGAAAAUAUAUUUU